Chroicocephalus ridibundus (black-headed gull) is the source of this 5695-nucleotide messenger RNA. It is a transcript of the gene PPIG, whose product is annotated as peptidylprolyl isomerase G. The record is from RefSeq and is a predicted model, not a curated record. The coding region runs from base 152 to 2413 and encodes 753 amino acids. Gene Ontology annotation, biological process: protein folding; protein peptidyl-prolyl isomerization. Lineage: Eukaryota; Metazoa; Chordata; Aves; Charadriiformes; Laridae. The transcript is spliced from 13 exons. Gene Ontology annotation, molecular function: peptidyl-prolyl cis-trans isomerase activity.
UCCCCCCCGCCGCACCGCCCCCGGGGUCGCCCCCUCCCGCCCUUUCCUUCCACUGACGCAGUCUGUGCCGCACCAGCUCUAACAUGGCGGCGAGGCGCUGAGGAGCGCGGGGAGACGCGGGCCGCCAGCGGGUAUUUAAACUUUUGAAGCCAUGGGAGUAAAGGUCCAGAGACCUCGUUGCUUUUUUGACAUAGCCAUCAACAAUGUACCUGCUGGAAGAGUGGUCUUUGAACUGUUUUCAGAUGUGUGUCCGAAGACAUGUGAGAAUUUUCGCUGCCUUUGCACAGGUGAAAAGGGUACAGGAAAAUCCACCCAAAAGCCAUUGCAUUACAAAAGUUGUCUGUUUCACAGGGUUGUGAAAGACUUUAUGAUCCAAGGAGGUGAUUUCAGUGAAGGAAAUGGCAGGGGAGGAGAAUCCAUUUAUGGUGGCUUUUUUGAAGAUGAAAGCUUUGCUGUAAAGCACAACAAAGAAUUUCUCCUCUCAAUGGCCAACCGAGGGAAAGAUACAAAUGGUUCACAGUUCUUUAUAACGACUAAACCUACACCUCACUUAGAUGGACAUCAUGUUGUUUUUGGACAAGUCAUCUCAGGUCAGGAAGUUGUGAGAGAAAUAGAAAACCAGAAAACAGAUGCAUCUAGUAAACCAUACGCUGAAGUACGCAUACUGAGUUGUGGAGAGUUAAUUCCAAAAUCCAAAGCCAAGAAAGAAGAGAAGAAAAGACAUAAAUCGUCUUCCUCAUCCAGUGACUCGGAAAGUUCAAGUGAUUCAGAAUCAUCUUCUGAUUCAUCAUCGGAUUCUGAGAGUGCUUCGGAGGAGAAAUCUAAAAAACGAAAAAAGAAACACAAGAAAAAUUCCAAGAAACAUAAGAAAGAAAAGAAAAAGAGAAAGAAAAGCAAGAAAAGCUCAUCCAGUGAAAGUGAAGAUGAAAACCCUGAAGCACAGCCUUUAUCUACUGUCCGUCCUGAAGAAAUUCCUCCUGUACCUGAAAACCGGUUCCUGAUGAGGAAAAGUCCUCCUAAAGUAGAUGAGAAAGAGAAAGAAAGGAAAAGCAGAGAGAAGGAAAGAGAAAGCAAUCUAUCAAAUUCACAGUCAACUUACCAGAGGAGGCUGUUAGUGACCAGAUCUGGAAGGAAAAUAAAAGGAAGAGGACCAAGGCGUUAUCGGACACCUUCCAGAUCCAGGUCAAGAGAUCGAUUCCGACGCAGUGAAACUCCUCCACAUUGGAGGCAAGAAAUGCAAAGGGCUCAAAGAAUGAGAGUGUCUAGUGGAGAACGGUGGAUAAAAGGGGACAAGAGUGAAAUAAAUGAAAACAAGAAAGAUAAUCAAAAAAGCCCAGGAAGAGGAAAAGAGAGAAAAAUAUCAGACCACAGACAAGUUUCUGAAAGCCCAAGCAGAAGAGGGGAAAAGGAGAAGAAAAAAGAUCACAAAUCCAGCAGUAAAGACAGGGAGACAAGAAGGAAUUCAGAAAAAGACGACAAGCAUAACAAAAGCAAGGCCAAGAGAAGAGCUAAAUCUAGAAGCCAUAGUAAAAGCCGAGAGAAAUCAAAAAGUAAAGAGAGAGACUCUAAGCACAGUAGACAUGAUGAAAAGAGGGUAAGAUCAAGAAGCAAAGAGAGAGACCACGAGAAGGGUAGAGAAAAAGAAAAGCGCUAUGAUUCUAGAGGGAGAGAUAAAGAAAGAAGUAGGAGCAAGGAGAGAAGUAAAAGGGCAGGCUCAAGGAGUAAUGAACAAGACCAUAGGAAGAGUAAAGACAGGGAGAAACGCAAGUCACGAAGCAAAGAGCGUGAGCAUGCUCGAGGAAAACAUAGUUCCAGCAGUAGAACAAGGGAUCGAAGCAAAAGCCGAGAUAGGGGUAGGAGAGGAAGAUCGAGAAGCAGAGACAGAGACCGCAGUAGAAGUAAAGACUAUUCGAGGAAUAGAGAUAGAGAAACAAGAAGACGAGGAAGAUCGAGAAGCAGAGAAAGGAGAGGUACACCAGAUAAAUACAGAGGAAGAGAAAAUAGGAGGAGGAGAGAAUCCAGGAGCUCGGAGAGGGAGGAGAGUCAAAGCAGAAACAGAGAGAGGUAUUCAAAUAGAGAAAGUAGAAGCUCAUAUAAGAGGAACGAUACAGAAAGCCAAAGGAAGAGGCGUUCAAAAAGCCGUGAAAGUAGCAGUCCUGAAUCCAGUAAAGAUAAGAAGUCUAGUAGAGAUCAGGAUAGGAGUCCAGACUCAAAAAAGAGAACAAGUAGCAAAGAGAGAGAAUCAAAAAAAUCAUAUUCACGCAGCAGUAAAGAAAAGGAAAAGACCAGAUCCUCAGCAGAAAAAGAAAUAAACCAAAAAUCAAAGAGUCAGGAGAGAGAUCAUGCCCCUAGUAAGGAUAAAAAGUCUGAUCAUGAAACAAGUCCUGGAACAGAUGACGACAGGCACGGAUGAGUUUGUGGACUUAAUGUUUCCGUUGUCUCAAAGUUUUAGAGACAUUUUGGGGAACGCCUUUUUUUAAGAUGUGGACUUCAGUUUGGUCUUUUGAUAAUCUAAAACCUGGAUCAUUUGUACUGCUAAAGUUUUAAUAAACUUGAAAUGAAAACCGAAUUAUACGUGUAAUACGGUGUGCUGUGUUUUAAGUAUUUCAUUGGUUUCUGUAUCCUUGUGUGUUGGCAGCUAGAAAGAUAACUUCUGUGCCGCAUUUAUUUUUUACCUGAUGAACUUAGUUUAGUGCAAAUAACAGCUGCCUGGGAAGAAGCUUGUUUCGUGUGCAAGGAAGAAGCUGCAAGUAUGCCACAUGUCAUCCUAAGGCUAGGAGAAUGGUGCAGGGUGGCCGUCGUUCCUGUGUCGCCACAUCAUCAUUUCAGUAGGUAUAAGUCCUAAGGAAAUUAAUUUAUAGAGGAAAAUUACGGGGCGUUUUUGUAAUCACAAUGUGAAUUAUUUGAAGUAAAUCUUCACUGUUUGUGCUUCUGUCACUGCCAAGAGUAGGAUUCAUUCAUGCUGUAAGGCAGUCGUCUGUGUUUGGGAGUUAUUUCUUUGUCCCCCAAAAAAAUUUUUUUGAAGUGCUUAUCAGUGUAAUUUUUUUUUCCUUGCAACCUCCUUUUUCUGUUCCAUGUUGUCAUGUUUGUCUACUGCAGAAAAUUCAGCUUGGAUGCUUCAGACUACCCUGCCUCAGUUGCCAGUCAAUGGAUGCACAGAGAUGAAACAGAUUACCAGAACUCACAGUGGGCGGCAGAGUGAGGAACCAGGAAAUCCUUUCUGCUCUUCCUGCUUCUUAGCAGCCUAUGAGAAAACUAUCGCAGCGCUGCGGGUUUUGGGGUAGUUGAAGCAGAAUUCCAAGUAAUGUUGUAAGAUGGGUUCUUAAUUUUUUUUAAAAACGAAAAUUUUGCUUUCCUCCCUGUGUCCCCUCACUCUAAAGGCUGUGCUAUGAAUUCCUCCUCAUUCUCUACUAUGUGCGUAUCUUCCUCAAACCAAUUCCCUCCCUCUUCUGCUUUCCUCUCCUGCCUCUAGGCCCCCCCACCUCUGUUUCUCUCUCACCUCCACACCUUCCUAUGGGAGAGAAGGAGGGUGGCUUGUGUCGCUGCCGGAGCGCUCACACGUGUGCCAUCACCAAAGAGCCGCCCUUACGUGAACUAUUCCCACCAAAGGCUGGCAAACCUUGAAAUUCCUGAAGAGAAGUAACAAGCAUUAAUGGGAAGUUGUGUCAAAGUGAAACAAUGUUUUAAUUGUUUGUGUGUUUGUUUAUUUUUGGCAGAUCUUUUAAGUGUAUGACAUAGCUUGUUCUUACUGUCUUUGUUACGAGUUUGUCAACAUUUUUGCUGUAUAACCCAGUGAUCAGUGUGUGUCUACGGCAGAUGAGCAGGACUGCUGAGACUUGGCUUGGCAUUGUGAGCCAGGCAGUUGUUACUCUGAAGGAAAGUGACUAGUUAUGCAUUGAAAGCAAAAGAAAAUAUAGGAAUUGUGAACAACAUAAGCGACCUUUUUACAGGAAGAAAACUAGAAUUAUGUAGUGUUACUUUUUAGCAGAACAGUUAGCGGAGCCACUUUGGCUGUCAACUUUACUUUUCCCAUGUUUUAGUAUGAAUUUGGGGUUGCAGUGGUCAUUCUAUGCAGAAUGUGUAAAAAUACUUCCUGAGCCCAUGUGUGGGUGGAUGAUACAGAUGGUGUAAGAGUUUAUAGGAGAGACCUGAAGGCCUGUCUAGCAGACCUGUCCUGUGUGAAGCCACUCUGGACUCUGUAUGGCUUUGGAGAAGUUGUAGUCCUAUUUUGGGGGACCGUAGGAAGAAAAAGCGAGGAAGUUAGGCUUAAGAGAAACGUAUGGCAGCUCAGACAAAGGCUUCUUUGGUGCAUUUGUACUGUGCUAGGCAUGCCGCGUGCCUCAGAAUCUCAUUUAAAAACUUUGCAGUGUUCUUUUGCUAUUUUUUACAGAGCUGACACAAGCAAACUAUUGCUGAAGAAAUAUGUUUGCGCUACUGACAAUAUUCUUGCCAUACCACUGAAGCUCAUAUAAGCAUGCAAACAAACAAAAAAAAUCCCUCAACUAUUUUGACCCUGCUGUAGAAGACGGUGAAAAAAAUGCAAACAGUCAGCAAUAAGGCAAUCCAUAGGAAUGGUUAAAAAACGUUACAAAGUCUUUAAUUUAAAAUCUCCAAAUGGAGAUUAUCUCCAAUUGUAGUUCGCAGUUGUGUGUAACCAGUUAUUUCAAAAGACGCGCUUGUAUACCCUUUCAUAUGGAGUUUCUUUUUCUUUGUUACGGUUCAGAAAAUUGUUUGUACAAAUGAAACGAGCUCUAAUUCUUUCAUAGCAUGUUAACACUCAUCUGAGUUGGUGGCAUGAAGCUCAUCUUCUUGUUUUUAAUGUACUUAGUAAGAAGUUGGGUACUUUUAAUUGCACAUGUGGGAUACCCUUGAUCUCUUGCUGAGUGCGUGCCUUGCCUGUAUACUAUUCAAUGGUAAAUUGUUCUAGUGCCCAUCGCUCUGUUUAAACUGAAACAACAAUUACAGUCUUGUAGGAGGGAGGAUUUGCCAGAUCGGUACCUUUCUUUAUCAAACCGGAAACUGAGAAUGCUGAUAAAAAUUCAGCAGGACUGAAGCACGGUCCCGUGGACAGCAAGACGUCCCCAAGCGCCAGUGAGCUCUUACGGCUGCUCUUGCUGUCCCGGAACCAUUUCUUCCCUCAGUGGCACGGCUUUGCUCUUCCCAGCGUCACAGUAACUGCCCAGUGCUGUACUCCCAGUGUGGCUCAAUGCCGUCUUUGCCAGCUGCGUGACAGGUCAUUGGCUUUUGGCUUGGAGAACUGAAGUUGAAGGCAUAUUUCAAAGCAAUGCUUAGGUGUACUAGAGGUAACCAAAACAACGCUUACGAGUAGUACGUUUAGAGGACAGCUUUUUAUGUCAGUAGCCCAGCGCUGACCUUACUCCUGAGAAUUUGUAAACCUUACGACUCAAGGUAAAAUGAGGGCAGGGAGGACUGGACUCCCUGGAGACUACACUCUCCCUGGAGACUGGACUUUGUAAGCAUACGUUUAAGUGAAUGUACAGCUCUGAAACCGUUUCCAAAAGUUAGACGUGCAUUCUCUGUUGUAUUGACAAUAAAUACUGACAUUUUCCUAAUACCACAUAGCCUAUGUGUACAUGGAAUGCUGAACUUAGUAUUGGCAGCAGCUUUCCAAACUUUAUUGGAACUUUACCACUAUUUGAUGUUGAAUUUUCUGGGUACUGCCAUCAAGUCAGAA